Messenger RNA from Baudoinia panamericana UAMH 10762, 1349 nucleotides. RefSeq lists its product as uncharacterized. The transcript has a single exon. Gene Ontology annotation, biological process: pyrimidine nucleotide import into mitochondrion. Bases 174 to 1349 code for a protein of 391 amino acids. Lineage: Eukaryota; Fungi; Ascomycota; Dothideomycetes; Mycosphaerellales; Teratosphaeriaceae. Gene Ontology annotation, molecular function: pyrimidine nucleotide transmembrane transporter activity. Gene Ontology annotation, cellular component: mitochondrion. The record is from RefSeq and is a predicted model, not a curated record.
CGGCAAGACAGCAAAGACAGCAUUGCACCGGCAACGUCACGAGUCUACGGCUUGCAGUCGCCAACAGUGUCUCUUGCACUCUUCCAUCAGGCGACAAACCAUAAUUAUUGAUCGACCGAUCUUGCAUUACUGCGACCACUAGCUCCAGCGCUCCAACGCAAGCCCAGCCUUGAAUGGUCGCAACCACGCACUCAGUCCCAUCUGCCACGAAGCAGUCCAGCUUCAACCCAGUCCCCUUCACCGAGUCGCGCGAACUCGGUCAAGUCGACCCAGGCCGAGCGGAAGAUGCUGGCGAGCAGAUAACCCCGCUGCCUGCCUCUCAGGCGGGCAAACCAUCCCUGAAGGACCGGCGACCAUGGGCGCACUUUGUUGCCGGCGGUCUCGGCGGCAUGACAUCAGCGACCUUGACUUCGCCGCUGGACGUGCUCAAGACGAGGCUACAGAGUACGUUCUACCAGGAGCAAUUAGCGGCGAAUAGACGUGCGAAGGGCUUGCCGAAUCCGAGCCAAUUACCGUUCUAUAGAGCGGCGUGGAUGCAUAUCGCGGAGACGGGCCAGAUACUUGCGUCGAUACCGAGGGUUGAGGGAUGGAGAGCGUUGUUCAAAGGCUUGGAUGCGAACCUGAUAGGCGUGGUGCCUGCGCGAGCGAUCAACUUCUGGGCAUAUGGCAACGGUAAGAAGAUCAUCUCGAGUAACUUCUUCGACGGUCAGGAAACAGCAAUGGUGCAUCUGUUCGCAGCAGCGAGCGCAGGUAUCAUCACGGGCACGGCGACGAACCCCAUAUGGCUUGUCAAGACUCGACUGCAGCUCGACAAGCAGAACGCCGGUCCCGGUGGCAUGGGUCGCCAGUACAAGAAUGCCUGGGAUUGCGUGGUGCAAACUCUCCGGACCGAAGGCAUUCGCGGACUUUACCGUGGACUGAGCGCCUCUUACUUGGGUGUCAGUGAAAGCACGCUCCAAUGGGUCAUUUACGAACAAGCGAAGCGCUCAUUGGCACGCCGCGAGGUCGAUCUGCUGAAAUCUGGACGCACACCUACCGUCUGGGAUAAGACGGUCCAAUGGACUGGCCAGCUAACUGCGGCCGGCGGUGCAAAAUUCUUCGCCGCCUUGAUCACAUAUCCUCACGAAGUUGUCAGGACGCGGUUACGGCAAGCACCUGUCGAUGCAGUUGGCAAUGUAAAGUACAACGGUCUUUGGAGCUGUUUCGUCACGGUGUUCCGGGAAGAAGGAAUGGGUGCGCUGUAUGGAGGCCUGGUGCCGCAUAUGUUGCGCGUGGUACCCAGUGCUGCCAUUAUGUUUGGGGUGUAUGAAGGUGUGUUACGUGCUUUGGGCGAAUCAAGUGGCGUUUGA